This is a messenger RNA of Podarcis raffonei (Aeolian wall lizard), 2828 nucleotides long. It is a transcript of the gene BMP6, whose product is annotated as bone morphogenetic protein 6. The coding region runs from base 1 to 1548 and encodes 515 amino acids. The transcript is spliced from 7 exons. Gene Ontology annotation, biological process: SMAD protein signal transduction. The record is from RefSeq and is a predicted model, not a curated record. Lineage: Eukaryota; Metazoa; Chordata; Lepidosauria; Squamata; Lacertidae. Gene Ontology annotation, cellular component: extracellular region. Gene Ontology annotation, molecular function: cytokine activity; growth factor activity.
AUGCCUCCGAGGCUGCGCUGGCUGUGGUGGUGGGCGCUGGUGUGCAGUAGCGGCUGCUGCUCGCCGCCGCCUGCGCUGCCUCUGCCGCCCGUCGCGGGGGCGCUGCUGGCGGGCGGCGGCGAGGGCGCGAGCAGAAGCCAAGAGCAGCCCCAGGCGCCAGUCUCCACCUCCUCCUCGUCGUCCCCGGCGGCGGGCUUCCUCUACCGGCGCCUCAAGUCUCACGAAAAGCGGGAGAUGCAGAAGGAAAUCCUCUCGGUGCUGGGCUUGCCGCACCGGCCCCGGCCGGCGCACGGCUUAGCGCGGCAGGACGAGCAAGGAGCGGCUCCCCUGCCGCCGACGCACCACCAGCGGAGGCAGCAGCAGCAGCAACAGUUGGUGCCCCCUCCGGGCAGGCUGAACUCGGCGCCGCUCUUCAUGCUGGAUCUGUACAAUACCCUCUCCAGCGAGGAGGAGGACGAAGAGGGGACGCAGGAACAGCAGCAGCAGCAGCAGCAGCAGAGCACCAGCGGCCGGGAACCCCCGACGGCGCACCCGCUGCAGCGGAAAACGCUCCUCAGUCACCACCCGGGAUCCUCCGGCGGCGGCAGCGGCGGCUCCCCAGCCUUGGCCACCUCGCAGGAUAGCGCCUUCCUCAGUGACGCGGACAUGGUCAUGAGCUUCGUCAACCUGGUUGAAUAUGACAAGGAGUUCACACCUUACCAGCGACACCACAAGGAAUUCAAGUUUAAUUUGUCUCGGAUUCCAGAAGGAGAGGCUGUUACCGCUGCCGAGUUCCGAAUCUACAAGGAUUGUGUUUUCGGAGGCUUUAAAAACCAAACCUUUCUGAUUAGCAUCUAUCAAGUAUUGAAAGAACAUCAGAACAGAGAUUCAGAUCUGUUUUUGCUGGACACCAGAGCAGUAUGGGCCUCCGAAGAAGGCUGGCUGGAGUUUGACAUCACUGCCACCAGCAACAUGUGGGUGAUAAACCCUCAGCAUAACUUGGGACUCCAGAUGAGUGUGGUGACCAGGGACGGUCUCGGUAUAAACCCUAGAGAAGCAGGACUAAUAGGUCGGGAUGGCCCUUAUGACAAACAGCCUUUCAUGGUGGCUUUUUUCAAAGUGAGUGAGGUUCACGUUCGGACGGCUAGGUCAGCCUCCAACAGGCGGAGGGAACAGAGUCGAAACCGCUCUACUCAGCCUCAAGAUGUUUCCAGGGUAUCCAGUAUCACAGAUUACAACAGCAGUGACCUAAAAACAGCUUGCAGAAAGCAUGAACUUUAUGUUAGCUUCCAAGACUUGGGAUGGCAGGACUGGAUAAUUGCACCCAAGGGCUAUCCGGCAAACUACUGCGAUGGAGAAUGUUCUUUCCCACUCAAUGCUCAUAUGAACGCCACCAACCAUGCCAUUGUGCAGACUUUGGUUCACCUAAUGAAUCCAGAGAACGUUCCUAAGCCAUGUUGUGCCCCUACGAAGCUGAACGCAAUAUCAGUUCUCUACUUUGAUGACAAUUCCAACGUUAUUUUGAAAAAAUACAGGAACAUGGUGGUAAGAGCUUGUGGAUGUCACUGACAAAAAGUUCUCUUCAGAAAGAUCUGGUGCGCCAUCCUAAAUAACUUCCAUCCAGUGCCUCAAAGGGAAAAACCUGAAGCUUCUAAGACUGUAUUUGUGCCUUAAGGAGGAUUUUCUUGGUUGUUGUUUGUUUUUAAGCAGAAGCAGGGGACUCCAAUGCUACUUGCCCUUUUAAAGUAUUUGCACAAUGGUAGCCUUUGGUUCUUCUAAUUUCUAAGUACACCAAAGAGGAUUAUAAAGUAUGGACCAUGGCUGAAGCAGCAAAGGUACAGACAAAAACCUGCGCGCGCUGUUUCAAUCUUCAAUUCUGUUUCUCUAAGCAGGCACCUGCCAAAUCCUGGUGGCGAUGCCCACAAGGAAAAAACAGAGGCUGUAGCUAAGAAAUGAAAUGCACUAUUCAAGGCAAAAAUCUCCAUUCUUACAUGUAGCCAAACCACGCUCUCCUUGCUUAAAUUUAAAGGCCUGCAAACUGUAGGUGAGAAGGUUGAUCGGCAAGGUAAGUGUCUGGUAUGAACUGCUGCACUUAGGUUUCUGCAACACACACUGUGUUAAAAGCAAGUUUUGUCCCUUGCCCUUCAACAGGGACAUAACUGGCAAUGUGCCCCUAUAGUUAUCACAAAAGGAAGUGUUCUAGAGGUUAAAUUGUCCCAUCAGGCUAACAGGAAGAAGCUUGUACAUUUGUUCUAAGGGCAAUUUCUAUGCUUACAUUCCACAGCUCUCCUCUUGCUAGUUUUGAUCCCUCCCCUCCUUUUGAAAGCCUGACUAAAGAGGAAAAAGAGGUGUGUGGGAAGGGGGGGGGAGGUAGAGGUUGUAGGGCAGACUAUGCAGGAGAACUGGCAGACGGCAAGUUACUCAGUCUCACUGACCCAAUUAAAAAGCACUCUUCAGAUUGUAAUCUGGUUGGUCAGGAAUAAACUUGCACCUCUCACUUCUGAAAAACAUGAAUUUAAAAUGUAUAUACAAUACUUAUUUCUAAUGUAAGAGAAAGGUUUCCCCAAGGCAAGGAAAAGUGCACUUCCCUUUGACUACUUUGCUCUUGUAAAUAAAUGAAAAUGAUAAUUUAUUGCAACUGUCCGAUAUAGUAAUUUUGAUGUACUAUUAGCAAGACCAAGAUUUUUUUUUGUAAAAAAAAGAUUUAUUCAGAAACUGUGUGUGUAAACAAUUGUACCACUUGAUUUUUACAGGAGUCAUGACUUGCAGUUCAGCCUGCUCAUGAGAUUGUGCUUCAUUAGGUUUUUAAAAGUCACCAUGUUGAAUAAAGGCUCCCUUUAAGGCAGAAA